AGUAGUGGCUGGCUAUAGCAGAAGAAGAAAAUGAUCUCACUCAGACAAGCAUGGCUGGGAGUCUGAGCAACACAGCGGCACCGAUAAAAAGUUCUCUGGCCAAACUUCAGGCUUUGAAUGGAUUGUUCGCUAUUUAUAAAAAGCAAGGGCCGACGUCUGCUGACGUAUUAAAUACGCUCAAAGACACCUUGCUCAGAGAGGCGGGAGUGGAGAACUCAAACAGCAGGAAGAGGAAGAAGCAGUGGCUGAAGAUGGGCCACGGAGGGACCCUGGACAGCGCUGCCAGCGGGGUUCUGGUUGUUGGCGUUGGGAACGGGACAAAGCAGCUCAGCACCAUGUUGACUGGUUCAAAGAAAUACAGAGCUGUGGGGGAGCUGGGAAAAGCAACAGAUACUCUUGAUGCCACUGGCACAGUGAUUAUGGAGAAAGAGUUUGAGCACGUUACCCGGCUGGAUAUGGAGGAGAAGUUAAAAAUGUUUACUGGUGACAUCAUGCAAGUUCCUCCACUCUACUCUGCCCUGAAGAAAGAUGGCCAGCGUCUCUCUGUCUUGUUGAAGAAAGGUCACCAGGUUGAGGCCAAGCCUGCGCGGCCCGUCACGGUGUACAGCCUGACUCUGCAGGAGUUCCAGCCUCCCUGCUUCACUCUCGAUAUCGAAUGUGGAGGUGGAUUUUAUGUCAGAAGCUUGGUGGAUGACCUGGGAAAGGCUCUGGCAUCAUGUGCUCAUGUGAAGGAGCUGAUCAGGACCAAGCAAGGCCAGUUCACCCUGCAGGAUCACGCGUUGCACGAGGAGCAGUGGACGCUGGAGAACAUCCGUGGGGCGCUACAUCACUGCACAGAGGGGGACCAGAGGUCAGACUCUCCAAAAUCAUCACAGACUGGUGCCCAACAGCUGCCAGGAGAGAAAAGGAAGAGCUCAGCUCCCUGAUUGUUGGCGCCAUCCUCUACACGCUCGGUUCUCUGAAGAAAAGAUCAGCUGUAAACCUGUAAAUCAGAUCGUUUGCUUCCUUUAUUUAGAGAGGGGUGGUGGCAAAGUGACUGGGAUAUUAAAACCACCAUUGUUUUCCUGGGGAUGAGUGCACCUGUAUGUGUGAACUGGGCUGAUUCUGCCGUUUAUGGUUGGAUAAAUGUAAUGUUUUAUUUGGAGGGCGUAGUCCACACCACACCUUUUCAAUUCACAGCAUCAUGUAAAUAAAGUUUAUGGACUUGCUGUCAUACAUAUGUAUCCA
Fundulus heteroclitus (mummichog) is the source of this 1227-nucleotide messenger RNA. RefSeq names its product TruB pseudouridine (psi) synthase family member 1 (gene trub1). Gene Ontology annotation, cellular component: mitochondrion. The record is from RefSeq and is a predicted model, not a curated record. The transcript has 8 exons. Gene Ontology annotation, biological process: mRNA pseudouridine synthesis; tRNA modification. Bases 51 to 926 code for a protein of 291 amino acids. Gene Ontology annotation, molecular function: RNA binding; pseudouridine synthase activity. NCBI's taxonomy places the organism in Eukaryota, Metazoa, Chordata, Actinopteri, Cyprinodontiformes, Fundulidae.